This is a messenger RNA of Bombina bombina (fire-bellied toad), 7103 nucleotides long. RefSeq names its product RIC1 homolog, RAB6A GEF complex partner 1 (gene RIC1). Gene Ontology annotation, cellular component: Ric1-Rgp1 guanyl-nucleotide exchange factor complex; cytosol; Golgi membrane. The coding region runs from base 1066 to 5295 and encodes 1409 amino acids. Lineage: Eukaryota; Metazoa; Chordata; Amphibia; Anura; Bombinatoridae. Gene Ontology annotation, biological process: retrograde transport, endosome to Golgi; intracellular protein transport. Gene Ontology annotation, molecular function: protein binding. The transcript is spliced from 26 exons. The record is from RefSeq and is a predicted model, not a curated record.
UUUAAGAUGGCGGAGUUGGUGGCUUUGCCUAGAGCCGGGGAGCAGAGGAGAACAUUAGAGAAGGCUGCGUGAUAUAAACAGGAAAUCCCAGGCUUUGAUAGACAAGGACAUACACAUUUGCGUAGUAACUGGGAGCAGUCCGUUGUGUGUGGCAUCUGUUAUGGUCACUUGUAUGUGAGGCGGCCGCUAGGUCUGUGAUCAGCUGGCAGCCAGGGACACCAUGCUGCCCUACAGCUCUCUCCUGUCUUGCUGACACCAGGAGAAGGAGGGCUGUGUUCGUACGUACAUUAUGGAUUUGAAGACCACUUGGAUGUAGAAAUCAAAAUGGACGAGACAAAAAACAAUUUAAUUAUAAGAAUCAGCACACGGAGUAACACAUUAUUUUUUUAACUUAAAAUCUAAACUGGAUAUUGUUUUUUUCCUUCCAGAUGUCUAUUAUCCACUGUGUUUAAUAGAAGCCUAAAUCCUGAUCAUCCUCCUGUUACUUUUGUGGAUAUUGAUUGUGACUAAAACUACUUUUUGUUGACAAACCUGGGGAUUUAGGAAUUUUUCUGUCUGGUUACCUGGAAUGUUACUAAGUUUAUUGGGUUGGCUGCUUACUGGAUAUCCUCUACAGGAAACCGAGCCUCAAGUUUUUCCUUUUUUUAACUGCCACAUCUGCAUUUUCCUGCUGCCUAACAUAAGCAUCUUGAGAAAAUCAAUUGUUAUUAAACCGUGCAUUUAAAGGAAGAUGUUUGAUUUGGCUGUUGACAGCUAAGUUUAAGACAACAGCAAAUAGUUUCUGAAACUUUACUUGGCUUUUUUAAUCUGGUAAUUAGAAGAAAUCAAGGCAGGUCACUGAGGAUGAUAUAAAAAUAAUGUGCAUACAAUGCCUUGGUAAACAAUUUCAUAAAUCCUAAAGUUUUAUAUUGUUUAUUUUAAAUACAGUGAGUAAUAAAUCUUGGUGGGACGCCAAUCAUUUUACCCAAGAACAUUAACAUUCAAAUUUCAAAAGCCCUUUUUGCUAACUUCAAAGAUUGUUUAAAAUAAACCAGUGAUUUAUAGAUCCAGUGUAAAGAAGGCACCAUGUAUUUUUUAAGUGGAUGGCCCAAAAAGCUGUUAUGUCCACUGAAAAGCCUAGAAAAGCCCUUUCACAUUCGGCCAGAUUCUCAGAGGAUAUUUUUUGCAGUGUUGUCCCAGACCCAGCUCAGUAUUUGGUACAGCAGACCCAGUGUAUUAAUAGCCAGUUACAAGGAGUCCGCUAAAGCAACAACUCAAUUUGGAGAUUAUAAGCAAGCAGAAUGGAGGCCGGACAGCAGCAUGAUCGUGAUCGCAACUGCCAAUGGAUAUAUCUUAUUUUUCGACAUUAUUCCAGCUGGAGAUGACAAGUAUUUGUAUGAACCAGUGUAUCCUAAAGGGAGUCCACAUGUAAAGCUGAUACCACACUACAAGGAAGAGCAAUGUGCCCCAGCAUUAAAUUUGGAGACCAAAAAAGUUCUGGAUUUGCAGGCCUCUAUCACAAGCAUCCAUUCUAUGAUGGAAGAUCUCCUGGUGGCCACUGAGGAUGGCCUUCUUCAUCUCAUUCAUUGGGAAAGCAUGACCAAUGGGAGACAAGCCAUCAAUUUGGCCACAAUACCAUUUUCUGUGGACUUUCAGCCAUCUAGAGGUUCAUUUUUGGAUUUUGGAGAUGUACACAUCAAAGAUAUGGAAUACUGCGUAACGCUGGACGGAUUUGCUGUCGUAUUUAAUGAUGGCCGUGUCGGUUUCAUUACACCAGUAUCUAAUCACUUCACUGCUGAUCAAAUCCAUGGCGUUUGGGCACAAGAUGUUGCUGAUGGGACUUGUGUUGCAGUGAACAACAAAUACAGAUUAAUUUCUUUUGGCUGUGGAAAUGGCUCUGUAUUAGUAUACACAAUAGAUAAUACCACUGGAGCUAUGCAGCUUUCCCAUAAGUUGGAACUAACUCCAAAACAGUACCCAGAUAUAUGGAAUAAGACAGGGGCCGUGAAGAUGAUCAGAUGGUCACCAGAUUACAGUGUCGUCAUGGUAACCUGGGAAUGUGGCGGCCUUUCUCUUUGGAGUGUUUUUGGGGCACAUCUGAUUUGUACUCUGGGAGGGGAUUUUGCGUACAGAGCCGAUAGUACCAAGAAAGAAACCCUGAAGAUCAGCUCUAUGAGCUGGGCUACAGAGGGCUAUCACUUGUGGGUGAUUCCACAAAGCACAGACUAUGGAAUGAGUGACAAAGACGUACCUCAACAAUCUGGAAUAUUCCAGUUUCAGUUUAUCAAGAGUGCACUUACUGUUAACCCAUGCAUGAGCAACCAGGAACAGGUGCUUCUUCAAGGUGAAGACCGUUUAUAUUUGAACUGUGGGGAUGCAUCUCAGACACAGAAUGUGAGAAGCUUGUCACCACACAGUGGUAGGGGCACUUUCACUGACGGGAGGGUAGAUUCUCAGGUCUUGAGCACUUUACUAGGACACCGGCACUGGCAUGUUGUUCAGAUACACAGCACUUAUCUAGAGAGUAACUGGCCUAUCAGGUAUUCGGCCAUAGACAAGACUGGGCAAAAUGUUGCAGUCGCUGGCAAGUUUGGUUUUGCACAUUAUUCCCUGCUCACCAAAAAAUGGAAGCUGUUUGGAAACAUAACUCAGGAGCAGAACAUGAUGGUCACAGGGGGAUUGGGCUGGUGGAAUGAUUUCAUUGUGUUGGCCUCCUACAAUAUACAUGACCACCAAGAAGAGCUACGAGUCUAUCUGCGAACUGCCAAUCUGGACAACGCAUUUGCAAACGUAACUAAAGUCCAUCUAGAGACUCUGCUGCUCAGCGUGUUCAGAGACAUGGUCAUCCUGUUUCGUGCAGACUGCUCAAUCUGCCUCUAUAGUAUUGAAAGGAGAAAUGAAGGGCCCAACCCUUCUGCAUCUUUACAAGUCCUUCAGGAAGUGUCUAUGUCACGUUACAUUCCUCACCCUUCCCUUGUGGUGUCCGUCACACUGACAUCAGUGAGGACAGAGACUGGCAUCUCUCUCAAAAUGCCCCAACAGGCAUGUGAUGCAGAAAGCAUUAUGAUAAAUCUGGCAGGGCAGUUGAUAAUGCUGCAGAGGGAUCGCUCAGGUCCGCAAAUAAGGGAAAAAGAUACUAAGCCCUAUCAGCGUAAACUUUUACCCUUUUGUGCUCCCGUGGUGCUAGCCCAAUCGGUAGAAAAUGUUUGGAGUACCUGUCGGGCCAACAAGCAGAAGCGACAUCUUUUGGAAGCCCUCUGGCUAAGCUGUGGUGGAGCAGGCAUGAAAGUGUGGCUUCCUCUCUUUCCCAGGGAUCACCGAAAACCACAUUCCUUCCUGUCUAAGCGCAUCAUGCUGCCUUUUCACAUCAACAUCUACCCACUUGCGGUCCUGUUUGAGGAUGCUCUGGUUCUUGGGGCCAUCAAUGAAACUGUUGGCUAUGACUGUUUUAAUAAUCUCAGUUCUUCUGCUGAGCAUUUGGAAGUCCAAUUCCCCUACUGUAUUGUGGAGAGGACCUCUCAGAUCUACCUCCAUCACAUUUUGCGCCAGCUAUUGGUGAGGAACUUAGGUGAGCAGGCCCUGCUGUUGGCCCAGUCAUGUUCUGCUCUGCCAUACUUCCCUCAUGUGUUAGAACUCAUGCUUCAUGAAGUAUUAGAAGAAGAAGCUACCUCACGGGAACCUAUUCCCGACCCCUUGCUUCCGACUGUUGCAAAGUUUAUCACAGAGUUUCCCCUUUUCCUGCAAACUGUUGUUCACUGUGCACGGAAAACAGAGUAUGCCCUGUGGAAUUAUCUUUUUGCUGCAGUUGGUAACCCCAAGGACUUGUUUGAGGAAUGCCUGAUGGCCCAGGACUUAGACACUGCUGCAUCGUAUCUCAUCAUUCUGCAGAACAUGGAGGCAGCUGCAGUCAGCAGGCAGCAUGCAACCCUUUUAUUCAAUACUGCCUUAGAGCAGGGGAAAUGGGAUCUCUGCAGACACAUGAUCAGAUUCCUGAAAGCUAUUGCUUCUGGAGAAUCGGAGACUCCACCCUCUACUCCAACCAACCAGGAGCAUAGCUCUAGUGGUGGCUUUGAGUUCUUCAGGAAUCGCAGCAUUAGUUUAUCUCAGUCAGCUGAGAAUGUUCCUCCUGGGAAGUUCAAUCUCCAGAAAACUCUCAGUAUGCCAUCUGGGCCUGCCGGAAAAAGGUGGAGUAAAGACAGUGACUGUGCUGAAAACAUGUACAUCGAUAUGAUGCUAUGGCGGCACGCACGGCGGUUAUUAGAGGAAAUCCGACUCAAGGACCUUGGCUGCUUCUCUGCACAGUUGGGGUUUGAGCUGAUUGGCUGGCUCUGCAAGGAGCGCACCCGUGCAGCUCGAGUGGAGGAUUUUGUGACUGCUCUGAAGACUCUUCAUAAGGAUUUCCUUUGGCCGUUCCCUGUCAUUCCUGCUUCUUCCAUCAGCUCUCCUUUUAAGACUGGCAGGUUUAGGGCAGUGGUUGGAGAGCAAUUCUUGAAGUCUCAGUCUGCUGAUAGCUUCCUGAACAUGGACAUGGAAACUGGCACGUCCAACCCUCCCAGAAGUCACAGCUGGUUGGGCAGUGAGGGCACCACUCAGAGAGAGAUGGACAGCUCCUCAUUCCACAGCCCUCACACCCAGGAAGCUUUUCUGUCUCCGUUAUUAAAAGGAGAUGAAUGUAGUAUUGGCUCAGCAACUGACCUGACAGAGACCAGCUCAAUAUUGGAUGGGGACUGGACAAUGGUAGAUGAGAAUUUCUCCACCUUAAGUUUGACUCAGUCCGAACUUGAGCACAUUUCCAUGGAGUUGGCUAACAAAGGGCCGCACAAGUCACAAGUUCAGCUACGGUACCUACUGCAUGUUUUCCUGGAAGCAGGUUGUCUUGAGUGGUGUGUGAUUAUUGGCCUUAUACUGAGAGAAUCUGCCAUUAUAAAUCAAGUGUUUAACUUGAUGCAGUGCCCUGAAGUGGCCGAGGAGAUGUUACAGGGUAUACAGAGUGGGCUUCAAGCUGUGGAUACAUGGGCAACCACAGACUGCCCAGGAUACAAGCCAUUCCUAAACAUUAUAAAACCUCAUCUGCAGAAGCUGAGUGAAACCUCUGCAGAGCAGGUGCAGCCUGAAGCCUUUCAGCCAACAGUCAUCAUGAAGGUUACAGAGCAAUCCAGCCCCAGAUCAGAGGAAAGUCGCAGCUCUGCCAGCCUCAGCUCCAGCCCUCAGAGUGAGGCCAACAGCAGUAUCAUUGUUAGACAUGAAGAGGACAUGUCACAGCAAGAACAGGAGGAGGCCUUCCAGGAGGGAAGCUAUGACUGCAUUGUUUCCUAACAGCAAGCUUUGUACAUAAGCAUCACAGCAGUAUUAUUGGUUUUACCACCAGUGGCUGAUUUGGGUGUAGCAUCAGCACUGGGUACAGUGGCUUCCAGGAAAGCAUUACUUUGAGGACAUUUUAAGCAUUAUAUACACACACACACAUGCACACUAUAUAUAUAUAUAUAUAUAUAUAUAUAUAUAUAUAUAUAUAUAUAUAUAUAUAUAUAUAUAUAUAUAUAUAUACAUACACACACAUAUAUAUAUAUACAUACACACACUUGUUUCAAGAAACAAACCAGAAUUGUAUCACCUUCUGGUGUUUAAAAUUGAAAAAUCUUUCUCCUUAUUUAUAACCUUCAGUUUGUAUGACGUGCCCUGUAUGAUUGUGUUAAUAUUGUUCCUUGGAGAAGACCUGGCAAUCUCACAACUGACCUUGUUACACUUUGCAGCUUUUUCAAUAUGAUUUUAGUUUUGAGCCUUUUGUUUGGAAAAGAAAAGUUCAACCACUUGUUUCGUCUCCUCCAGAAGAGCCGUAAACACAUUUCUAGCGGUUUGCAUGCUGCUAAGAUUCUUAUGUGCAAUAUGCCGGCUUAAUUGUCAAUAUUUUGAGGAAUGAUAACACAAGUGUUAAGGCAAAUAUGCACCUUGUCCAGCGUUGAAGAUGCUUUUCAGUGAGAUCCGAAGAGAGAAAAAUCUUCAACAUUGAAUAUUUGGGUGCUCUGAUUUUUUUCCCCUUCAUAUGUCUGAUAUGGUUUGGUAUUAAACACUUGUAAAUAUUCUGUAUUUUUGUGAAUACUCUAUAAACUUUAAGAAUGCUAUUAUUAUAUUUGGACUUGUUCUUUAACUUAAGCUAGCCUGUAGCUGGCUGGAUAGCCAUUUCCGCUCUUUGCAAUGGACACGGUCAUCAGACACACUGUGCUCUCACAGAAUUCAUGUUUUUAAACUACUGUGAUCUAUCCAGAUGGUCAUCGGAAACUUAAGACUGAUUUUUAAACAUGGUACAAUAAGGUUUUUAUUUAUUACCUUUGUACAAUAAUUUACGUGAAUAUAGAUUUUUUUUUGUGUGUAAAUAAAUUCUGUAAUCAUGCUAUUUGCUAUGGUAAUUUCAAUUUGAAGCAAAAUGUAUUUUUGACCAUUUUAUAACAUGUAUGAUUUCAUUUUAACUUUUCAUAAAACAUGCCUGUUUGAAAAGACUGCUUGAAACACGUAUGUUAUAUAUGGUUGGUUUUCCUCUUCACUCAUCCUGUUUGUCGCUGUCUUUUCCGUAACCAAUCCCAUAUGUAAAUUAAAGCCGAGAUCCUCAACAGUAUUAAAAUGUCGUUAUCGGCUUGUUUGUACUGUGCAAUUUGAACAAAACAAGUGCAACAUAUUUUAUACGAGACGUACAUGUUUAUUUUUAUAACAGAUAUAUUUGACUAUUAAGUGGACCAAAAUGUUUAAUAUUUGUAGCAACGUGAGUGUAGUAAUAUUAUACAAUACUGUUGGUGGGGAAAACGAGUUUAAAAUUUCAUGAAUUUGCAAAUUUGUGCCCAGCUAGUUUACACAUCGAUUACAUCAAGGGUUUGGUUAAACCUCGUUAGUGGGAAAUAAAAAGCACUGUCAGAUGAUGAUGAUCAUUUGUUUUAGCAAACCUGUGGUUUUCUCUGCGUCUCUCUACUUUAGAAUUCUCAGAUUAUCUUCUUAUAAACGGGUUACUGUUUUCUUUUUAAUAAAGUUUCUCCCUUAAGACAGAAAUCUCUUGGAUUUGGUCACAUUUGCAAAAUGCAUAUUUUGUCACACACCGAUACAAGGAAGUGCAAUAAUGAAUAAACAUAUGACAAGUA